CUUUUUAAUGGCUUCUCCUCGCGUUAUCUCCUUGUCCGAUUUAGCCCUAACCUAUACGGCUGCCACAUCCAGAUUUCCUCAUCCUUAUUAGGGAGGAACCAAAACCCUAAUCCUAUCUUGUUCUCUCCUAUAAAUCGCUUCAAAGACUGUUUCUUUUCUCUUCUUAUAUAUCUCUCUCGUUUCCGUGUCCGUUUCAUUUCUGAUUGAUUCAUGAUUUCUCAUCUCGAGCCCUAAGUUAUACAUCCAUCGGGUUGUGUUCUUCUUCUUUUGGGCAAUCAGUGGUUUUUUUUUUGGUCUCCUUUUGUUUAUCCGUCGAGACUUCUAGGUGGAAUCAAAGCUUGUUGCUUUAUCUCGAUCUUGGUUUUUAGCUGAAUCGUGUGUUAAGAUGGUUGGAGGUGGAAACAGGAGAGAUGAAGGAUCGAUCACGAUCCAGAGCACCAAUUUGUUUGCAGCUUUGGACACUCGUAAGAAGAAGAAGAAGUCUGACAAGACAGGUAAGGGCAAAGGGUCCUCUAAGUCACGAGAGCCAGAGAAGGAGCCUGAGCCACCGGUCUUUUGGGCACCUACCCCUUUGAAAGUUAAGUCUUGGGGUGAUAUUGAUGAUGACGAUGAAGAUGAUGACUACUACGCCACCGCUGCUCCUCCUCAGUCUGGCUGGAACGCUUCUGAGCCUUCCCAUACUGAUUCAAAAGACGUUCAUGUCGAGGAAAGUGAAAGUGAGGAAGAUAUUCUUGAUGAAGGUGAUGAUGAUGUGGAGGAGGAGCAUGAACAGGAAACAGAGGUACAGGUUCAUCCAGAGCCUGAGCCUGAGGUGAAGAAGGCUCCUGAAGUUCCUGCACCUCCUAAAGAGGCAGAGAGGCAACUUUCCAAGAAAGAGAGGAAAAAGAAGGAACUUGCUGAGCUNUUUUUCCAUACUUUCUUAAUCCAAUCCUGA
Messenger RNA from Camelina sativa (false flax), 934 nucleotides. Lineage: Eukaryota; Viridiplantae; Streptophyta; Magnoliopsida; Brassicales; Brassicaceae. The record is from RefSeq and is a predicted model, not a curated record.